This is a messenger RNA of Staurois parvus, 864 nucleotides long. The record is from the annotation of a GenBank genome assembly. NCBI's taxonomy places the organism in Eukaryota, Metazoa, Chordata, Amphibia, Anura, Ranidae.
AUGAAGGAUCGCCUUCAAGAGUUGAUGCAAAGGUCAAAAGAACUUGAGGCAUCCCAGGAAACUGUGAAUUCCAGAGAAGAACCCAUAGACCUACAGCAGCAAGCUGUCAUCUUUGAACGGGAGCCUAUCAUCGAGCGCUACUUACAUGACAUUAAAAAACUUCAAAAUGACAUUAAUGCGCUUUCACAGAAUGUGGUAAAAUUUGGACAACAGCAGCAGGUCCUGGUCUCCUCCAUGAGAAGAUUCAGUGUUCUGAAGAAGGAAAGCAAUAUUACAAAGGACAUCAAAGUCCAAGCGGAGAAUAUUAAGAGCCGCCUGGACACUUUAUCACUACAAGUGAAAAAAGCAGAAACAGACUUUGGCCAGUCAUCCAGUGUAACCAGGAUUCUGAAGACCCACCAUGCUGGACUUUUUCGGAGUUUUCAGACGGCAAUGUUUCACUACAAUGACACAAUUGCUAUAAAGCAAUCAAAAUGUAAAACAUUUAUCAUAAGACAACUGGAGGUAGCAGGGAAGGAAAUAAGCGAGGAGGAGGUGAACAAAAUGGUGGAGCAAGGCAAAUGGGAUGUCUUCAAUGAGAACCUGCUCACAGAAGUAAACAUCACUAAAGGACAAUUGAACGAAAUUGAGCAAAGACACAAAGAGCUGGUUAACUUAGAACAUCAAAUAAAGGACUUAAGGGACCUCUUUCUCCAAAUUUAUAUCUUAGUGGAGGAGCAAGGGGAAGCCUUGAACAAUAUUGAGAUGGCCACGCAAAAUACAGAAGACUAUGUCCAAAAGACCAACGAGAAGUUUAAAUUGGCUGUUAGAUACAAAAGGAAAAACCCUUGCAAGAUGUUGUGCUGCUGUUGUCCUUGUUGUUAA